Molecule: messenger RNA, 798 nt
Organism: Saccoglossus kowalevskii
Lineage: Eukaryota; Metazoa; Hemichordata; Enteropneusta; Harrimaniidae
Product: alpha-N-acetylneuraminate alpha-2,8-sialyltransferase ST8SIA3-like
Biological process (GO): N-glycan processing; oligosaccharide metabolic process
Molecular function (GO): alpha-N-acetylneuraminate alpha-2,8-sialyltransferase activity
Source: RefSeq, a predicted model, not a curated record
AUGACGAAGAAAGACGUCAAACCGUGGCAAUUAGUGAAAUUUGACUUCUCAGAUAAGAAAUACGUGUUUCCAAUCAGUCCUACACUAUACGACUUACUACCAAAAGACUCCCCUUUGAUUAAUCGCAAGUACAAAACCUGCAGCAUAGUUGGAAGUAGUGGCAUUCUUCUAAACAGUAAGUGUGGUGCCGAGAUUGACACCUCUGAUUAUGUCAUUCGUUGCAACAUGGCUCCAAGGUAUGGUUUCACUACUGAUGUCGGUGAGAAAACUAACUUCAUGACCAUGAACCCAGCCAUAUUAAAUGAUCGAUAUCACCUUUUAAUAUCUACUGAUGAUCGAUAUCGAUUUCUUAAAGACCUUGUUGAGCUUGGUGAAGCUAUUCUAUGGUCCCCUGCUCUGACUCAUACCGGUUCUGUCACACCUCUGCGAGUGUUGGUGGAUUUCCUCACAGAGCAUCAAGACAAGUUAAAAUUGCAGUUUGCCGUCCUUGGGGAAGGUGCCAUGCGAUACAUUAAAGGAUUUUGGAAGAUUUCUCAUAACUUCACAGAACCUCGCAUUACAACUGGUCUUUUCAUGUACACCAUAGCUGUUCCAAUCUGUGAUGAAAUCAGACUGUAUGGCUUCUAUCCAUUCUUGAAUGACACUCACAAUAAUAUCGUCCCUUGGCAUUACUACAAUCCAGCCGCUGAUCCUUCCUGGUUGAAGACUGUACACAAGAUGCCAGAAGAAUACAGCAUACUGCAGAAACUCCACAAACAAGGAGCUCUGAAACUUAUCAAUAGAAAGUGUAAGGGAUAG